Cooperia oncophora is the source of this 783-nucleotide messenger RNA. NCBI's taxonomy places the organism in Eukaryota, Metazoa, Nematoda, Chromadorea, Rhabditida, Trichostrongylidae. The record is from the annotation of a GenBank genome assembly.
UUGUAUGCGGAAUUCUUGCCAACGCAACAAAGGGCGAAAUGCGUAGUGCUCAUCGAAUCGUUCUGGGCGAUCGGGGCCGCUUUCGAAGCACUCCUGGCAUAUCUCGUCAUGGCCACAUGGGGCUGGAGAGCUCUAGUACUGCUCUCAUCACUGCCACUGGGAUUGUUUGGGAUUCUUUCCUUUUGGCUUCCCGAAUCAGCCCGUUAUGACAUGGCUUCCGGUCAUCCAGAAAAAGCUUUGGCAACCUUACAAAAGGCUGCAAAAGAGAAUCGCGUAAAACUUCCCGAGGGAAAGCUUGUUGCCGGUCAUUCUCGAACUACUGAGAAACGUGGUGAUAUUAUCGAUCUGCUGUCACCAGAUCUACGUCGUACUACACUGCUGUUGUGGUUAAUUUGGGCCGUGAAUGCCUUCUCGUACUACGGUAUGGUCCUGUUCACUACUGUACUCUUCCAAUCCCAUGACGAAUGUCAUGGUGGACUGUUCUCGAAUGGCACACACUUCGAAACGUGCCAACCACUUACACGGAAAGACUACUUCGAUUUAUUGUCGACAACGAUGGCCGAGUUUCCUGGGCUAAUAAUCACUGUAGUGAUCAUCGAAUGGUUGGGUAGAAAGAAGACGAUGGCUCUGGAGUUUGCGGUGUUCUCAGUUUUCACAUACUCUCUAUUCUUUUGUCUGGAUAGGUUUACCGUCACCUGUCUGAUAUUUAUCGCUCGUGCCUUCAUAUCGGGUGCAUUCCAAUGUGCCUAUGUCUACACUCCGGAGGUACGUCUUUCAACUUGA